UAUAAAGGGAACCCUUAAAUUUGCUUUCUCCGCAAUCGCCUGUUUCUGAAAGAGAUGUUCGAAAACCCCUUCUCGGUGCUCGUAGAUGGCUUACAGAGGAAGAGGACGAGGAAGAGGAAGAGGUGGGUUUGGCGUUGAGUAUGCGAAGGCAGAACCUUUCGUGAUUUUCCCCGACAUAGCGUUACCUGACCGCAAAUCAAUCUCAGAAGACAAGCAAUUCAAUGAUCGUUUUGACAAGUUUUGGAAAACUUCGAUUUACCACUUAGGCGAUGGAGUUUCAAAGAAAGAGAGUGAGAGUUUAGAUAUUGAGAGGUUUUCAGACACGUUGAAGCCAAAGAAGAAGAAGUCUCAUGAGAGGGGAUCUUUCUAUGACUAUCUUGUUCUUAGACCUGAUAACUUCCCUAAAGAACUUCUUGGAGAUACUCCAAGAGAACGGCCUGUGAAGAGAGCUAAAUGGACUCAAGACGCAGAUCUGCACAAGUUGGAGGUUUUGGAGAAGCUUGGAGCAAAGCUUAAGGCUGAAAGGAAGGAAGAGAAAGGAGAAGGUGAUGAUGAAGCUGAGGAAUCUGAGGGAGAAGAUUCUGAUAACGGAGAUUAUGAUAAGACUAAAGACUUUGAUGAUGAUGACGACGAUUAUAACAAGCCGGAGGAUAAUGAUAAUGAAGAAGAGUAUUAAAGCUAAUUGUCCCCAUGUUUUAGUCCAAGAACUUGAGCAUUCACCUAUUUUCCCUCUCUUGAUUCCCUCUUUAAACUUCUAUGAUCAAAAGCUAAUUCAAAUAUCAAAAUACGGAGUAAUGCAUAUAUUAGUUAACAUUUAAUGUCGACCAAGACCCGUAUGGAGAUGAUUAAGUGAAAACAUGAACAAGCUUAACAUCGCAAACUUAGGUUCGA
This is a messenger RNA of Brassica oleracea var. oleracea, 891 nucleotides long. Its product is annotated as ribosomal L1 domain-containing protein CG13096-like. The transcript has 8 exons. The coding region runs from base 86 to 676 and encodes 196 amino acids. Gene Ontology annotation, biological process: transcription by RNA polymerase III. Gene Ontology annotation, cellular component: RNA polymerase III complex. The record is from RefSeq and is a predicted model, not a curated record. Lineage: Eukaryota; Viridiplantae; Streptophyta; Magnoliopsida; Brassicales; Brassicaceae.